Messenger RNA from Zygotorulaspora mrakii, 1173 nucleotides. Its product is annotated as zinc finger CCHC domain-containing protein. The coding region runs from base 1 to 1173 and encodes 390 amino acids. NCBI's taxonomy places the organism in Eukaryota, Fungi, Ascomycota, Saccharomycetes, Saccharomycetales, Saccharomycetaceae. Gene Ontology annotation, molecular function: nucleic acid binding; zinc ion binding. The transcript has a single exon. Gene Ontology annotation, biological process: polyadenylation-dependent RNA catabolic process. The record is from RefSeq and is a predicted model, not a curated record.
AUGAUGCUCUCAGAGGUUGAAAGUAUGGAUACUCUACCUUUCGAGCGGGACUCUACGCCGCUUACGCAGGUACCCCAGAAUGAAAAGUUAUUGGCACCAUCGAUCGACGAGGUCGAUGAGAAUCCUGAGAGUUUACGCAUGCUGAGAGGACAGGGGCGAUAUUUCGGAGCUACCGAUGAUGAUGAAGGCGGAGGCAUUCGAGAGGCUGAGCCCAAAUGUAUGAACUGCUCUCAGAGGGGCCACCUGAAAAAGAAAUGCCCUCACGUUAUAUGCACGUACUGCGGCUCGAUGGAUGAUCAUUACUCACAGCAUUGUACAAAAGCUAUAAAGUGCUCAAAUUGUAAUGAAUUUGGGCAUUAUCGAUCACAGUGUCCAAAAAAAUGGAAAAAAAUGUUCUGCACUUUGUGCAACAGCAAAAAUCAUUCAAGAGAAAGGUGUCCAAGUAUAUGGAGGGUCUACGUAGUGAAAGAGGACACCCAGAAACAAUCACUGCCGAUGCAUGCUCUCUACUGUUAUAACUGUGGCUCUAAGGGGCAUUUUGGUGAUGACUGUCCUAAAAGACGUUCAUCAAGAGUUCCAAAUGAAGAUGGAAGUAGUUUCUCCGGCGACAACUUGUCACAGCCACUUAAAAUUAACUAUUUUCAAAAUUUACGGAAACAAAAGCAAGAGCAGUCGUCAUCCGCAGACUAUAUGACUUACGAAGAAUUUGAUCGUGCUAUGUAUGACGACGAACCAAGAAAGAAUAAAAAAUCGCAAAAACGUAAUAGAGAACGAUCUUCAAGCCAUCUGGAUUAUGGUGGCGACGAUAAUUCGAAUAGUUACGAAUCAAGAAAUUACAGUAAUAAUAAUAACAGAAGCAACUCCUCGAGAAAAAGAAGUAGGAAUUCAAAUUAUCACCCUCCACCAUAUCAGAAUCACGAUAACAGCCAGGGUCAGAACGGAAGGCGCAAGGAUUUCAAACCUGUGCAAACUGGUGGAAUUUUUCCACCUUCAAGGAACAGAACACAUCCUUUGGACUUUCCACGCUCGAACUCAUAUCAAAAUUCUUCUUAUGUUUCUCAAGGAAUGGCUACUUCAAGAUACAAUAGAGGAGCGCCAUCCGAAAUGGAUACACACAACUAUAAAUCGUACAACUCGUUCAGGCCAUCCAGAAGUGGAACAUUGAAGAGGUAA